UGCCUGUAGUUUUCGGAAUUCAACACAUCACGCCAGAUCCCCUUCCUCACGCACGAGCGCACCGCCGCCGCCGCAGGCCUGGCAUUGGACGCACCCAACACCUCUCGCGCCGCCCGACAACCUGGCACCGAAUCGAUGGAGUCUGACGGCGAGGAGGAGGCGGCGGCAACGCCGAUGCCGGGGACGGUCGCAGCGGCGCCGGCGGCGGGGAGGCUGAAGGGCUGCCCGGAAUUGACGGUGGAGGGCGACAUGCGGGAGAUGGCCAAGACGACCACCUGGAGCGUCAGCUCCUGCAAGCCCGGCAACGGCGUCGCCUCCCUCCGCGACGACAGCCUAGACACCUACUGGCAGUAAGCGCCCUCGACAGCCUCGACAGCCUCGACACCUACAGGAACGGCGGCGUCGGCGGCGCCGAGGGGGACUCCACCGCGUUCCCCGCGUGGCCGCCCUCCGCGGGCGGGAUCAGGCGGCAGCACGUCAUGGAGUACUGGAUGAUGGCGUCCCUGCAGCAGCAGGGAGGAGCGGCGGCGGCGGAGGCCGUCCGGGUGCGGGAUCCCGCCGCCGCCGAGGCCUUCUUCGUGCCCUUUUUCUCCUCGCUCAGCUUCAACGUGCACGGCCGCAACAUGACCGAUCCCGACACCGAGGCCGACCGCCUCCUUCAGGUGGAACUUAUGGACAUUUUAGGGAAGUCUGAAUAUUGGCAACGAUCUGCGGGACGUGACCAUGUGAUUCCGAUGCAUCACCCAAAUGCUUUUAGAUUUAUGCGAGAUAUGGUGAAUGCAUCUGUUCUUAUAGUUUCAGACUUUGGGAGAUACACAAAGGAACUGGCUUCCUUGAGGAAAGAUGUUGUAGCACCAUAUGUGCAUGUUGUAGAUUCCUUCCUUGAUGACAAUGCAUCUGAUCCAUUUGAGGCUGACCCUACACUGCUUUUCUUCCGGGGGCGUCCAGUUAGGAAAGCUGAAGGGAAAAUCCGUGGAAAACUCGCAAAGAUAUUAAAGGACAGAGAUGGUGUGCGCUUUGAGGAUAGUCUUGCCAUAGGCGACGGCAUUAAAAUCUCUACAGAUGGUAUGCGGUCAUCAAAGUUUUGUCUCCAUCCCGCCGGGGACACUCCUUCGUCAUGCCGGCUGUUUGAUGCCAUUGUCAGUCAUUGUAUUCCUGUGAUUAUCAGCAGCCGGAUCGAGCUCCCUUUUGAGGAUGAGAUUGAUUACAGCGAGUUCUCACCUUUCUUCUCGGUUGAAGAGGCUCUAGAACCUGAUUACUUGCUCAACCAGCUCAGACAGAUGCCCAAAGAGAAGUGGGUUGAGAUGUGGUCAAAGCUGAAAAACGUCUCUAGCCACUACGAGUUCCAGUAUCCCCCCAGGAAGGAUGAUGCCGUGAACAUGAUAUGGCGGCACGUGAGGCACAAAAUCCCGGCAGUUAAUCUUGCGAUUCACAUGAGUAGGAGACUAGAAGUUCCAGACUGGUGGUGAGGAUUUGGUUAAUCGUGUACAUAUCAUCCUUCAUAUGGUUCAUGACACGAAGCCAUGGUCGUGCACCAUGACACUGGAUCCAGGAAGAUGUACUGACAGGCACUAACAUUUUUGCCCCUUUUCAUUGAUCUUACAACACCGUAGCCAUUACCCCCCUUGAGGUCAUGAUUGUAACAUCCCAAAUUUUGGAAUGUUAAUAAAAUUAUUAGAUUGUUUGUUU
Molecule: messenger RNA, 1689 nt
Organism: Hordeum vulgare subsp. vulgare (domesticated barley)
Lineage: Eukaryota; Viridiplantae; Streptophyta; Magnoliopsida; Poales; Poaceae
Product: probable arabinosyltransferase ARAD1
Exons: 4
Coding region: 480-1469 (329 amino acids)
Molecular function (GO): glycosyltransferase activity
Source: RefSeq, a predicted model, not a curated record